Messenger RNA from Mus musculus (house mouse), 984 nucleotides. RefSeq names its product taste receptor, type 2, member 136 (gene Tas2r136). The transcript has a single exon. Gene Ontology annotation, molecular function: bitter taste receptor activity; G protein-coupled receptor activity. NCBI's taxonomy places the organism in Eukaryota, Metazoa, Chordata, Mammalia, Rodentia, Muridae. Bases 1 to 984 code for a protein of 327 amino acids. Gene Ontology annotation, cellular component: membrane. Gene Ontology annotation, biological process: G protein-coupled receptor signaling pathway; detection of chemical stimulus involved in sensory perception of taste; sensory perception of taste. The record is from RefSeq and is marked provisional.
AUGAAAUCACAGCCAGUGACACAACAGCUACCUUUCAUUUUUCCUCUUUUCAAAACUUGCUCAGACAUGAUGAGUUUCUUGGUAAGCAUUGCAUCCAUUGCAAUGCUGGUGAAAAUUGUUCUUGGAACCUUUGCCAAUGUCUUCAUUGUUCUGGUAAACUUCACUGACUGCAUCAAGAAAAGAAAAUUCCUCUUAGCUGAUAGAAUUCUCACUGUUCUGGCUAUCUUCAGGUUUGACUUGCUUUGGAUAAUAUUAAUGAAUUGGAGCUCAAGUGUGUUUCAUGUAGGUUUGUAUUUCCAAGUAAGAUUUUGUAUUUGUGUUGUCUGGAUAGUAACCAACCAUUUUAAUACAUGGCUUGCAAAUAUACUCAGCAUACUUUAUUUGUUGAAGAUAGACAAUUUCUCAAAUCUUAUUUUUCUUGGCCUGAAAGGAAAAAUUAAGUGUCCUUAUAUUGUACUUUUGCCAUGUUUUGUGCUUUUAUUUCCUAAUCUUAUAAUGGUAACCAUAUGUGAGACAACACAAGCAAAUGGACACCAGGGCAACUUGACUGGGAAGACAAAACUGACUUAUUUCACGAACCUUAUAGCUAUGACUUUCACUCUAGGCAGUUUAGUUCCCUUCACCACAUUCAUGAUCUGUUUCCUUCUCUUAAUCUGUUCUCUGUGUAAACACCUUAGGACAAUGAGGCUUUAUGGAAAAGGAUCCCAGGGCCCCAGUGCUUCAACCCACAUUAAGGUUUUGCAAGUUUUGAUCUCAUUUCUGUUGUUAUUCUCCAUGUUUAUUCUGUUGCUAAUCAUAUCAGAUUACAAUUAUACAAAGUCUCUGGAGGAACCAAUCCACCUGAUUUGCCAGGUUAUUGGAACCUUGUAUCCUUCAAGACAUUCUUAUAUCUUGCUAUGGGGAAACAAGAGGAUCAAACAGGCCUUUGUGUUGGCAAUGGUUCAGGUGAGAGCAAGGUUCUGGCUGAAAGAAAAGAAACCUUGA